AUGUCUGGAUUCAGCUGGACAGGAUCUCGACCUCGCUGCUUUGUCUAUUGGCAAGAGUUUUCCAAAUGCUACUCCCAAGCAGAUAUUCCCCAACAAUGCGCAGCUCAGUCGGCUGAUUACCUCGAGUGUCUACAUGGUGACAAAGAGGCAGCCCGUACUGCUGCCAUCGCUACAGAAGCUACUCGCCAGGGCGCCGCAAAGGUUCAAGAGGCGGCAAAGGAGGAGGGUCUGCCCGUCGGCGUUGGCCUCAUACGGCGCUCGUAG
Messenger RNA from Guyanagaster necrorhizus, 264 nucleotides. RefSeq lists its product as uncharacterized. NCBI's taxonomy places the organism in Eukaryota, Fungi, Basidiomycota, Agaricomycetes, Agaricales, Physalacriaceae. Gene Ontology annotation, biological process: mitochondrial respiratory chain complex I assembly. Gene Ontology annotation, cellular component: respiratory chain complex I. The transcript is spliced from 3 exons. The record is from RefSeq and is a predicted model, not a curated record. Bases 1 to 264 code for a protein of 87 amino acids.